Messenger RNA from Tetrahymena thermophila SB210, 405 nucleotides. RefSeq lists its product as hypothetical. The record is from RefSeq and is a predicted model, not a curated record. The transcript has a single exon. NCBI's taxonomy places the organism in Eukaryota, Ciliophora, Oligohymenophorea, Hymenostomatida, Tetrahymenidae.
AUGAUUAUAAUACUUAAAAAAGUGAUUGAUUUAUAUUCUGAUAGAAAUUACUCUUGCGAAACUCUUCAGACGUUUUCUUGUCUAGUAAAUUGCAUUUCUUUCUUUAAGAAAUACUAAUAAUGGUGUAUUUAACCAGCUUAGUAAAUCUAAUCUGUUACAAACAUUUAUUCAAAAUAAGGUAAAAGCACGAAGUAGUUAUAUGGCAGAAUGAACGAAUAAAUUUAGAAGGGUUUUUAUUUGAUUAUAAAUUCUUUAUCACAUAAUAUAAUCAGAUUUCUAAAGUAUAGUUAGUGUUUUCAAAAAUAUAUAAUAUAAUAGACAAAAUAUGAGAAAAAAAUUGAUUAUUAUAUAAUUUACUUAACCUUGUUAAGCUCAAUCAAAAAUUUAGGUUUUAGUUAUUAUUGA